GAAAAGAGUAAUGUGUAACUAGAAGUUCCUUGAAAAUAAGUUGUCCUACCCUUCCUCAGAUAAAAUUUGUAGAAUCACUCUGGAUGGGAAAUCUCUCUCUCUCUCUCUCUCUCUCUCCUUGCAUCAUUUUCUUCUUCUCCAUUAAGGGAGGCCUUGUCAUACAACAACUAACAUUUUUCAUGUGGGCAUGUUAUUGGCUAGGACACAACUAAUCAAUAGGACUCUGACUUUUCAAAUCCUUAUCUAUUAGCACUAUAGUUGCUUUUCACACAGAAGGAUUAAAGUUUAGAGAUCCACAUUCAAAACAUAAGAUUUCCCAAUAUAUCAUCUAUAUCUCACAUCAAUUAAAAUAAUAAACACACAAAGCACAUAAGAAUUUGUGUGGUUUAGUUAUAUGUCUAAUGUUCAUGGACAAAGAAUGACAAAAGAGUGUCACUAUAAAUGUAAAAAUUCCAAUGAGCUGGCGUGCGCUCUCUCUCUCUCAUACACACACAACUAUGUUACAAAAGCUCACAAGAUUAUCACAGCCCUAAAACUAGGAAAUAACUAAAUUGGGUCAAAAUAGACUCAAAUACAAUAGUCGGGUCAGAAUUACCAAACCCGGACCCCACAGAAAAGGCGAGAAAACAUCAUCAUUUGCCCAUUAAUCGGGUCAUAUGGGUUUCAACAAAUAAUAAGCAUAAUCACAUCAUAACAAUACAAACCAACAAAUGACUCCAAUGGAUUUUUUACCCAAUCCCAUCUCACUCAUAGUUGCCACUGCAGCUAUAAUUCUGGUAAUAUGUUCAACCAAGUUUGUUGCAAGAAAAUUGCCGGAGAAGAGAAAGAGAAAUCCUCCCAUCGCCGGCACGGUGUUUAAUCAGCUAGUGAACUUCCACAGGCUCCAUGAUUACUUUUCUGACCUUGCAACCAAACACAGGACAUACAGGUUGCUUGACCUUUUCAGGAGUCAGAUUCACACUUCUGACCCUGCAAAUGUUGAGUAUAUCCUCAAGACCAACUUUGCAAACUAUGGCAAGGGAUGGUACCACCACAGUGUCUUGACAGAUCUUCUAGGCGAUGGAAUCUUCACCGUUGAUGGAGACAAGUGGCGGCUUCAAAGGAAGCUAUCAAGUAAUGUCUUCUCCACCAAGAUGCUCAGAGAGUUCAGCACUGAUGUCUUUAGAAGUAAUGCAUCAAAACUUGCUCAAAUAGUGUCUGAAGCUGCAACCUCUAAUCAACGGAUCGAGGUUCAAGACUUGUUCAUGAAAUCAUCGUUGGACUCGGUAUUUAAGGUCAUUCUAGGAGUGGACCUAGACAGCGUGCUUGGAACAAAUGAAGAAGGAACUCGAUUCGCCAUUGCUUUUGACGAAGCGAGUGUAACAACUCUGUAUCGAUAUUUUGACAUUUCGUGGAAGAUCAAACGGUUUUUGAACAUAGGAUCAGAAGCAAAAUUGUCUGAUAAUGUCAAAUUAAUUGACAGGUUCGUAUAUAAACUAAUUAAAACCAAGACAGAGCAAGUCAGCAGGCCACAGGACAAUUCUACAAUGAAGAAUGGAGACAUCUUGUCGAGAUUUUUGGAAUUGAAUGAGAGCGAUCCAAAAUACUUGAAAGACAUAAUUUUGAGCUUCAUAAUAGCUGGAAAGGAUACAACCGCUAGCACUCUUUCGUGGUUCCUCUACAUGAUGUGCAAGUACCCAGUCGUACAGUCAAAAAUUGCUAGGGAAGUGUGGGAAGCGGCGAAACUUGGAGAGGAAUCGAGCUUUGGUGAACUUGUAGCCAGUGUCAAUGAAGAGGCACUCGACCAGAUGCAGUAUCUUCAUGCUGUUCUGACCGAGACUUUAAGACUUUAUCCUGCAAUUCCAGUGGAGGGGAGGCUUUGUUUUUCGGAUGAUACAUUGCCAGAUGGAUUCUAUGUGAGGAAAGGGGAUUUGGUGUCAUUCCAACCUUAUGCGAUGGGGAGGUUGAAAUGGAUAUGGGGUGAUGAUGCAGAGGAUUUCCGCCCUGAGAGAUGGCUCAAUGAAAAUGGCGUUUUCCAGCAAGAAAGCCCUUUCAAGUUCACAGCCUUUCUGGCUGGACCAAGAAUUUGUCUGGGAAGAGAGUUUGCUUAUAGGCAGAUGAAGAUUUUCUUAGCAGUACUGAUUGGAAGCUAUGAAUUCAAGCUCAGUGAUGAACACAAAGCUGUCAAUUACAGGAUCAUGCUCACUCUGCACAUUGAUGGGGGACUCCACCUUCAAGCCUCCCACAGAUUAAGGCACACAUAGGCCAUGUUUGUUUGGUGUACUAAAUUAUAUAUGACUAGUAUUUUAGUACUGUUUGGGCUUGUUUGAUUAGUAAGAUUAAUAGUGAGGAGAUUAAUAAUUCAUGUGAUUAGUGUAGGAUUGGUUAUUCAGCUAGAUUAGCAGAAUAAAUAAUUUCCUCUAUUUCACA
This is a messenger RNA of Camellia sinensis, 2409 nucleotides long. Lineage: Eukaryota; Viridiplantae; Streptophyta; Magnoliopsida; Ericales; Theaceae. The record is from RefSeq and is a predicted model, not a curated record.